AUGGCUUCACCAGGAAAUCCAAAUCCAAACCAACCUGGUGGAGGUCAAUUUGAUAUGAAUAAAUUAUUCAGAACUUCGACUCCUCCACUCAUUUCUACUUCAAACCCCAAUCUGCAAAACCCUAAUAAUAAUACCAGCAGUAACCCUAAUUUUAUUACUUCCCCUUUUCCGCCCCCGUCAGCUUCUUAUCCUCCACCGGUGGGUAAUGGUGUGCCCUACUCAUAUCCGCCUCAAAUUGCGGAUUUCCACCAUCCCGUGUACAAUAAUCUCCCAAAUCAUUCACCGGCGAAUCAGGAUUUUGCUAAUAUGCACGCUCAGAGGUCAUUGUCUUAUCCUACACCGAGUUUCCAACCCCAGACCCCUACUAGUCCCCUUCAUCACAAUUUUCAAAACCCACCAAGUUCCCAGAACACUAGCAACCCCAACCCCGGGGCUCGGCUUAUGGCCUUGUUGAGUGCCCCGCCUUCCACGUUGGAAAUCCCGCAGCAACCCACCAUGCCAAAUUCCCAACUCCAUCCAACAUCUUCGGCUGGCUCUGAUUUCUCGUCGCCGCAGAAUGUAACCGUGCUGCCCUCCCGGCCAAACCUUGGGAUUUGGCAUCCGGGCCCUGUGAUAAGAAUGCCCAGCAGUAAGCUCCCGAGCGGACGGCAUUUGAUGGGGGAUAAUUUGGUUUAUGACAUAGAUGUUAGGUUCCCCGGGGAGGUGCAGCCUCAGCUUGAGGUUAGUCCCAUCACUAAAUACGGGUCUGAUCCGGGACUCGUUCUGGGCAGGCAAAUUGCAGUUAAUAAGUCGUAUAUAUGCUAUGGGCUCAAGUUGGGUGCCAUUCGGGUUCUUAAUAUCAACACUGCUCUGAGAUCACUGCUUAAAGGUCUAGCUCAGAGGGUCACAGACAUGUCUUUCUUUGCUGAGGAUGUUCAUCUCUUAGCCAGUGCAAGUAUGGAUGGUCGGGUUUAUGUAUGGAAGAUUAUUGAAGGUCCAGAUGAAGAAGACAAACCUCAAAUAACUGGAAGGAUUGUUAUCGCUCUUCAAAUUACCGGAGCUGGGGAAUCUGUUUAUCCAAAAGUUUGUUGGCACUGCCAUAAACAGGAAGUACUUGUAGUGGGAAUUGGAAAGCAUGUGUUGAAGAUUGAUACCAUAAAAGUUGGAAAAGGUCGAGUGUUUUCAGCGGAAGAGCCUCUCAAAUGUCCUGUUGAGAAGUUAAUUGAUGGGAUUCAACUUGUUGGUAGCCAUGAUGGAGAAGUGACAGAUCUGUCGAUGUGCCAGUGGAUGACCACCCGUUUGGUAUCUGCUUCAGUGGAUGGCACGAUAAAGAUUUGGGAUGAUAGGAAGUCACUCACAAUUGCAGAACUCCGGCCACAUGACGGCCAACCAGUUAAUUCUGUUACAUUCUUGGCUGCUCCUCACCGCCCAGACCAUAUCAUUCUUAUCACAGGGGGUCCAUUGAAUCGGGAAUUGAAGAUAUGGGCAUCCGCAAGUGAAGAAGGUUGGUUACUUCCUAGUGACGCUGAAACAUGGCACUGUUCCCAGACAUUGGAAUUGAAGAGUUCAGCCGAUGCUCGAGUAGAAGAGGCUUUCUUCAAUCAAAUUUUAGCAUUGUCACAAGCUGGUCUUCUUUUACUGGCAAAUGCCCAAAGAAAUGCUAUAUAUGCUGUGCACUUAGAAUUUGGUCCUAACCCAGCAUCAUCCCGCAUGGAUUACAUUGCAGAAUUUACUGUCACUAUGCCAAUACUGAGUUUUACAGGGACGACUGAAUUACUGCCUCACGGUGAACAGAUUGUUCAGGUGUAUUGUGUCCAAACCCAGGCUAUUCAGCAGUAUGCAUUGGACUCUUCACAGUGCUUUCCACCCCCAUCAGAAAAUGUAGUUUUUGAGAAGUCAGACUCUGGCAUCUCAUAUGAUGCUUCCGGUAGUGAAGGACUUGCCAAUAUGGAGUCUUCUGGUAGUAAACCGAUUGAGAUUCCUAAUGAAACAUCUAACUUACAGGAAUUCGCUACCUCGAGCAUGGAAACCAAAAAGAUUCCUUCAUCUGCGGUAACUGAUGAUAAAACUAGUGCUUACAUGGCAUCACCUCCAAUUCCUUUGAGCCCCAGGUUGUCUAGAGAACUCUCUGGUUUUAGGAGUCCGUCCGGCAGCUUUGAACCAGGUCUUCCAGUCAAAGACCGCGGUACCGAUCCUAAAGUUGUUGAUUAUUCGGUUGAUAGACAAAUGGAUGCCUUACAUGCAAACUUGUCCGAUGUUCCUUCACUGGAUGAUGAUUCAAGGAAGGACAAAAAUAAACUUUCUCAAGAUGAUAUUUCUAUGACCACUAAUCACCCUAUUAAGUUUAAACACCCCACUCAUCUGGUAACUCCAUCUGAAAUAUUGAUGGCCAAUGCAUCAUCUGAAGCGAGCCAUGCUAAUGAGCCCAAAAAUGAGGGUGAACUAACCAUUCAAGAUGUGGUGAUUAGUAACGAUACAAGAAAUGUUGAGGUGGAGGUCAAGGUUGUGGGCGAAACAAGAUUCAGUCAUGAUAACGAUGUUGUCUGUCAAGAUGAACUUCACAAUUUUGUGUCAGAAAACAAGGAGAAAUAUUUUUGCUCUCAAGCCUCUGACCUAGGAAUGGAGAUGGCUCGAGAUUCUCGUGGAUUGUUACCUGAAACUUGUAACAUGGAGGAAGCUAGGCAGUUUGAUGAGUCCAGUGGAAAUGAGGAAGUGGCCCAAUCUUCAACCACAGAAGAAAUCCAUGACUCUGCAAAGGAAGUCUAUAGAAAGGCUAUUGAUUCAUCAGCAGCUACGCCAGUUCAACAACCGCCGCCACCAAAUUCAAAAGGGAAAAAGCAAAAGGGUAAAAGUGCUCAAGGAGGUCCAUCUUCACCAUCACCCAGUGCUUUUAAUUCAACAGAUUCUUCUAAUGAACCAGGCAUCAACUCAAGUAACCCUUCCAUGGAAACUUUACUUCCACAAAUUUUGUCUAUGAAAGAGAUGCUUAAUCAGGCUAUAGCCAUGCAAAAAGAUAUGCAAAAGCAGGCGACAACGAUGGUUGCUGUCCCACUUACCAAAGAAGGCAGAAGACUUGAAGCAGCCUUGGGACGGAAUAUGGAGAAGGCUCUCAAGGCUAAUGCUGAUGCUUUAUGGGCUCAUUUUCAGGAGGAGAAUGCAAAACAGGAAAAGGCAUCACGGGAGUGUACGCAGCAACUAACUAAUAUGGUCAGCAAUUGCUUAAACAAGGACUUGCCUGCAAUUUUGGAGAAAGCUGUUAAGAAAGAAUUAACUGCAGUGGGACAAGCUAUGGCACGCACAAUUACUCCUUCUAUUGAGAAAACAGUAUCCACCUCGAUUUUGGAGACCUUCCAGAAAGGAGUUGGUGAUAAAGCUGUAAAUCAGCUGGAGAAAUCCGUCAAUUCUAAACUUGAAGCUACUGUUGCUAGGCAUAUCCAAGCACAAUUUCAGACUUCUGGCAAGCAAACUCUUCAGGAAACUCUGAAGUCCAGUUUGGAAGCUUCUGUGAUCCCUGCGUUUGAGAAUUCAAGCAGGGCCAUGUUUGAGCAAUUGGAUGCUGCAUUUCAGAAAGGAAUGGUUGAACAUACAGCUGUAGCUCAGAAACAAAUUGAGUCGUCAUAUUCACCCAUGGCACUUGCUUUGAGGGAUGCGAUCAAUUCAGCAUCAUCGGUGACUCAAUCCCUAAGCACCGAGUUGCUUGAUGGUCAAAGAAAGUUGUUGGCUCUUGCUGUUGCUGGAGCAAACUCAAAAGCAACAAAUCCAUUGAUUAGCCAACUGAGUAAUGGCCCUUUGGGUGGUCUGCAUGAGAAGCUUGAGGUACCUCCAGAUCCAACAAAAGAGCUAUCAAGAUUGGUAGCUGAGCACAAGUACGAGGAGGCUUUCACUGCAGCCCUGCAAAGAAGUGAUGUUUCUAUUGUAUCGUGGUUGUGUUCUCAGGUUGAUCUACAGGGAAUUUUGUCAAUGAAUCCCAUCCCUCUGAGCCAAGGCGUACUCAUUUCUCUUCUGCAGCACUUAGCUUAUGAUAUUAGCAAAGAAACACAUAAGAAACUACCUUGGAUGUGCGAGGUGCUGCCCGCCAUAAAUCCAACUGACCCAAUGAUUGUGGUGCAUGUCCAACCUAUCUUUGAGCAGGUUUAUCAAAUACUGAAUCAUCAUCGGAACCUCCCUACCACAACAGGUCCCGAACUUUCGAACAUCCGUCUGAUCAUGCAUGUUAUCAACUCCAUGCUUAUGACCCCUAAAUGA
Fraxinus pennsylvanica is the source of this 4224-nucleotide messenger RNA. Lineage: Eukaryota; Viridiplantae; Streptophyta; Magnoliopsida; Lamiales; Oleaceae. The record is from the annotation of a GenBank genome assembly.